Ostertagia ostertagi is the source of this 276-nucleotide messenger RNA. The record is from the annotation of a GenBank genome assembly. Lineage: Eukaryota; Metazoa; Nematoda; Chromadorea; Rhabditida; Trichostrongylidae.
AUGGUUAUAUCGUAUGCUGUACUUUACCUUAGCGCUGCCUUCGUCGCUCUGAUGAUGAUGCGUCGGCAUCCGUACGUAAUACUCUUUGUGAUCCCUCUUCUUGCAAUGUGCGUAAUCGGACCGGUUACAGUUGGAGUAACGACAUCACUGGUGUUGGCGUACACUCUGUCAGCCUCUGACAAAGAAAUCAGCCCCUGGCAUUGCAUGGUAUUAGGAGUGUUUCAAAGUAUUAUGUUGAUUAUAGUGUCCUUCAGCCGCUUGUUAGGGACAUUAUAG